This is a messenger RNA of Babesia bovis T2Bo, 1738 nucleotides long. Its product is annotated as Rhomboid family protein. NCBI's taxonomy places the organism in Eukaryota, Apicomplexa, Aconoidasida, Piroplasmida, Babesiidae. Gene Ontology annotation, cellular component: membrane. The coding region runs from base 183 to 1673 and encodes 496 amino acids. Gene Ontology annotation, molecular function: serine-type endopeptidase activity. The record is from RefSeq and is a predicted model, not a curated record. The transcript has a single exon.
AGCUCCCAACUAAUAUCUUACACAUACAAAUGGGCGAUUCAUAGCCGUAUACCGGCGAUGGCUGCGUUAUCUUGGAUAACUACGCCUACACAUCGGCAACAACAUGCCAAAGUAGUUAUACACCUGAAGGCCAAACAACCACUUACCAAGGCGGGAUCCAUGACACCUUAAUCGCACGCCAUAUGUGCAAAUGCUGCGCUGUGGUACCAUCACAGCACGUAAAUGUCUCCAGGAAGCAAUACACGAUGCUGAUGUUUGUCUUCUUUUACAUGUGCAUAUUUGCAACGAGUGAAGUGGUCUCCUUACAUCCUACGGCCGUGGUACAUUUAAAAGUCGAUGCUGUAAACGCAAAGACAGUUCCCGUAUAUCGUAAACGCUCUGUGAAAUGGCAGAAUCCUACAUGUGCGGAAUCACCGUGUUAUGGACAACGUCUCUUGACGUUUAUUCGCCCAAAGACACUGAUACGGGCUCCGCAACAGGUAGAACAUGCUUCUAGGUAUGAAACUGCACCAUUAUAUUCUAGCAGUGGCAUUCGGAGCUAUGCCAGAUGUGAUCUCCAGGGUAGCCCGACCGCUUUGGCAGCAACAGGCAACACUCUUGCAGUAGCCUCCGUAGCAUCGCAAAUCAACUAUCUGCGCGAUUGGGUGUCUGCCAAGAGUAAUGCCGUUUCACGCGCAUUGCAAAAUGCGCGCAAGACUGUACCCAAACCGGGUAUAUACCUAUAUCGCACCUGCAAUGACAUCAUGGUAAAGACUGAACGUUACUGCAGGACACUGGUCACGAAGCUACAUGGACUCUAUCUCAAGGCAGUUACACUUAAACUCAAGGAUCUUAUAAGCUUUGGGAAGGACCCAGUGCUAAAUAUAGUAAGGGUGGUAGCCAUGGUCUAUGCGCUUGACUGGUGGACCGGUUUGACCAAUAUCAAAUACAACUUUGAUCUCAGCCCUUUUGACGUAUUCAUGAAGGGGCAAUAUUACCGCCUGUUUACAUCAUUAUUCCUCCACAAUGGAGUUGUGCACCUACUGCAAAAUAUAAGGUCACUAUGGGCCAUAGGCUACGAGGCUGCAGAUCUACUGGGACCCAGGCGCAUGCUAACAAUCUAUCUCGUAUCUGGCUUGGUGGCGAACUACAUCAGCUACGUGUACUACUUUGCGUACAAAAAUGCAGUACCAGCACACGUCUUCAAUGCCACGCAGGUGGCUGUCAAAGGAUUGGGGCAGAUGGGCAUGUCCACUCAUCACCUAGUGGAGAAGGUAGUUGACCGUAUUCGUGCCAAGCAGGGUGCACUGUCCCUACCUUUGUUCAUGGCAUCAUACCUCAACGAUACUAUCUUCCACACAGUGGAUACAUAUCUAGCGCCAUUAAUACCAAUGCUAAACCGCAGGCAGGCAUUGCCUGACUGUCGUGAUGUCAACUGCGCAGUGCAGCAGUACAUCAAAAGAAAGUGCUCGCGUUACAGGGCCUGUGGCGCAUCCGCAGCGAUUUAUGGACUCAUGGGAGCUGUAUGCGCAUAUUACGCGCGAUUCGGGUCAGCAAGUGACAGAAGAAGGGUAACGGAGAUCAUCACCAGCGCCAUAGGGCAAAAUAUAGUAGCGCUAUUCGGAGCCAAAGUAGAUCACGUGUCGCACCUCGCAGGGUUCCUUACAGGAAUGUGCCUCACCAUGGCUUUUUAGCACAUAAAAGAGUAAUUGUGCUUAGCCGUAUGUAUUGGUAUUGUAACAGAUUAUUAAAUAUCACA